Molecule: messenger RNA, 2396 nt
Organism: Neofelis nebulosa (Clouded leopard)
Lineage: Eukaryota; Metazoa; Chordata; Mammalia; Carnivora; Felidae
Gene: OXSM
Product: 3-oxoacyl-ACP synthase, mitochondrial
Exons: 3
Coding region: 895-2277 (460 amino acids)
Biological process (GO): fatty acid biosynthetic process
Molecular function (GO): 3-oxoacyl-[acyl-carrier-protein] synthase activity
Source: RefSeq, a predicted model, not a curated record
ACAGACCACCUGAAGCAGGCUCUGUGCUGACAGUAGCAAACCUGAUGGGCUUGAACUCACAAAUCAGGAGAUCACGACCUGAGCCAAAGUCAGACCCUCAACCGACUGAGCCCCUCAGGUGAUUCAUUACAUAAAAUAUAAUAAUUUUGUGUAUACACACACACACACACACACACAUAUUUAAGUGGAUAUAUGCCAUCUUGUAACCUGUCAUCUCCUAACAUACUUUUAACAUCUUUCUAUACAGUAUUAACUUACAAAAUUAUCUUAAAUGGCUGCAUAGCUUUUAGAUGUACUGCAAAAUAACCCAUUUCCUGAUGUUGGGCAUUUUGGUUAGUUCUACUUUACUAUUAUAAACAACCUUAGGAGGAACAGUAGCAACUUUGAGGCUCCUGUAGUUUACUUAAUUCUUUACAAAGAUUUCAGUAGAAUAUGGCGGUGUCCCUUCUUCCACAAGAUGGAAAUAUCUGGACAUCAUCUUUACCGACAAAACAAAAGUCCUUUUUUUGAUGGGCAAAAGGGCUACCUCAUCGCGUUCUGUGCGCGUUCUUGGCUAGCUGACAGUCAGUGAAAUCGAGGGAGGGGAGGUUCCUCCCUAGCAAGCGGAGCGCCGCCACCUCCCACGGUCUGACCUCCGUCAAGGUGACAGAGAAAGAGCAACCGGCAGGCCCCACCCCCCACACGUAGCGCGUGCGUGGGCGCGCGCAUGAGCGGACGUGCGAAUGCAGAGGGCGGCUGCGCGGCCGGCGCGACGCCUGGCGAAGCUCACACCCAGCACCUGAAAACGUUUCUGCUAUUGUUUCCUAGGCCUAUAAGCUAUUUAAACAACAGUGGUUACCUCCUGGGCGUGUUGUGAUGUACAGGAAUGUGUUUAUGAUCAUCUGAAUCUCAACCAUGUUGUCAAAUUGCUUGCAAAAUUUCUUAAAAAUUACAAGCCCUCAUCUAUAUUCAAGAUUAUGCCAGCAGUUAAUAGGAAAUAAAGGGAGGUUUUUUGGAACUGUGCCAACAUCCAGAAUUCGUAGGCGGGUUGUCAUUACAGGCAUUGGUUUAGUGACUCCUCUUGGUGUUGGAACGCAGCUGGUAUGGGAUCGUCUUAUCCGGGGAGAGAGUGGAAUUGUUUCACUGGUCGGUGAAGAAUAUAAGAGUAUCCCUUGCAGUGUUGCUGCUUUAGUGCCAAGAGGUUGUGCUGACGGUCAGUUCAACGAACAAAACUUUGUAUCCAGGUCAGAUAUCAAGUCCAUGUCUUCUCCCACCAUUAUGGCCAUUGGGGCUGCAGAGUUAGCCAUGAAAGAUUCUGACUGGCAUCCUCAAUCAGAAGCCGAUCGAGUGGCUACUGGCGUUGCAAUUGGCAUGGGAAUGGUUCCUCUUGAAGUUGUUUCUGAAACUGCUUUGAUGUUUCAGACAAAAGGUUACAGUAAAGUCAGCCCAUUCUUUGUCCCGAAGAUUCUGGUCAAUAUGGCAGCAGGGCAGGUCAGCAUUCGAUAUAAACUCAAGGGCCCCAAUCAUGCAGUGUCUACAGCCUGUACCACAGGAGCUCAUGCCGUGGGAGACUCUUUUAGAUUUAUAGCCCAUGGUGAUGCUGAUGUGAUGGUGGCUGGAGGCGCAGAUUCUUGCAUUAGCCCUUUAUCUCUUGCUGGGUUUUCCAGAGCCCGUGCUCUGAGCACAAACUCUGAUCCUAAGCUGGCCUGUCGGCCGUUUCACCCCAAGAGAGAUGGUUUUGUAAUGGGAGAAGGUGCAGCUGUGAUGGUACUGGAGGAACAUGAUCAUGCUGUUCAACGAGGGGCCCGGAUCUAUGCAGAAGUUUUGGGCUAUGGCCUCUCAGGUGAUGCCGGUCACAUAACUGCACCUGAUCCCGAAGGAGAAGGCGCCUUAAGAUGUAUGGCUGCAGCUGUAAAAGAUGCAAGUGUACAACCUGAAGAGAUAUCCUAUGUCAAUGCACAUGCUACUUCCACACCAUUGGGAGAUGCUGCUGAAAACAAAGCUAUCAAACAUCUUUUCAAAGACCAUUCCCGUGCCCUUGCGGUUUCUUCAACUAAGGGAGCCACGGGACAUCUGUUGGGAGCUGCAGGGGCAGUUGAGGCAGCCUUUACUGCUCUGGCUUGUUAUUAUCAAAAACUACCACCUACUUUAAACCUGGAUUGUACAGAACCAGAAUUUGAUCUCAAUUAUGUUCCACUAAAGGCACAAGAAUGGAAAAUUGAGAAAAGACGUAUUGGACUCACCAAUUCCUUUGGUUUUGGUGGUACUAACGCAACACUUUGUAUUGCUGCCAUGUAGGGCAAAUCUUUUUUUUUUUUUUUUCUUUUUUAGGGGCAAAUCAUUUGUAAUUAAACAUUGAUUUUUAAAAAUGUUAUAAACUAUCUUAAGUGAAGAAAUAAAAUGUCUAUAGAAAUGUA